This is a messenger RNA of Ostrea edulis (European flat oyster), 4261 nucleotides long. RefSeq lists its product as uncharacterized. Lineage: Eukaryota; Metazoa; Mollusca; Bivalvia; Ostreida; Ostreidae. The transcript is spliced from 13 exons. The coding region runs from base 1108 to 2508 and encodes 466 amino acids. The record is from RefSeq and is a predicted model, not a curated record.
CCAUACCUUUCCUUAAUAAUUUCAAAUUUAUAGCUUCUAGAGUAUGUAUACCCCCAUAAACAACCGAAGUCUGGCACCAUACAGCUGAGCUAUUCAAAAUCACUCAUGGAUUAAAAUGUUAUGCAAUUUCACGAGAGACACAGAUAAUGAUUCCUUAUCACCUUGGUAAAAUGUUUGUGAAAAAUAAAGGAAAUCUAUCGCAUAAUGGACUUGAUCAAUAAUUUAUUGAAAACGGAGUUAUUGUCCUUGGAUUCAAUAUUUUGAAACAUAUCAUUGACUAUUCAAAUAUAACUAAGACUUUUGAAAUAUUUUAUGCCUGACAAUUUUUUUUUUUAAAUAACUAUUGAAAAAGACUCCAACAAAAUUUAUGUUAAAGUCAUUAAAUCAUUGACUUUGCAAAAUCUUAUGACGUCACAGGAGUGUGGAACUACCUGUACCCAAACUCCCCGUCGAGGCCUCAUUACGUCACCUACGAUAGUUUGUGAGCAAACGAACUCUGGUGGAAGUUUGUACCUGUACCAAGCAAUGAACAAACCACGUGAUCUACCAUGCAGAUAACCGAGCGUCGGUCAUCGAACCUGUCUAGAAUCCAUCACGUUUCCCCCCUUUUGAAAUGUCAUCAUACCUUGAGGACAUCAACACAUAAUUCCAGUUCUGCUAGGGGGUGCGAAAAUUGCCAAAUAGAAAUUAUAUAAAUUAUAUAGUAGAUCUAUACAGUUUGAUUUUAAAAAUAAAAAAUUAAAACACUGGUUCCGAUUUCAAUUAAACACUAUGUCCGAUUUUUAUAUUUCCAUCACUAUUCACAUUGUUUUAGGGACGGAAGAGCAGUGCAAAUAGCAACGCAGUUUGUGCGUUUUAGAAUAUUGCUGUCCUGAACAUUCGGAACCCUGAACAGCCUUGCAUUCGGAAGCAUCGUGUUGCUAGCUGACGUCAUUUUAUGGAGAAAGUGCACGGUGUUGGCAUUCGUGAUUUAAAAGAUAUUGACUUGUUUUGAUCAAACCAAUGGGAGACACAGCUGAGUAAGGAGCUAUUGUGAAGUUUUAAGUGAAAUGAUUUUGAGGAUGUAAACUAAGCUGCUGGACCAAGUGACUUGUAAGAGUGAAAAUCAUGAUGCGGGGUUUACACCCGUCUAAUGCAGGGGAACUCCCAAUGACCAGGAACAUGCCAUUCUCCACAAAAACCAUGCCUAGCAAGUUCCACAACCGCAAUAUGACUGGGAUAUACCUGGGUCUUGAAGGCAACAUCAAACCACCAGGUGGGAGGACGCCAAAUGUGCCCGUCAUAGCCCGGGGGCGAGGAAUGUCCCAGAGGAUUCGCACCCCGACAGAACAGAGGCGAUAUAAAAUGGUGGAACAGUUACGCAUUAAAGAAGAAAAGAGAGGUUUUGUAGGGCAAACACUCAAGAGUGGUAAGAGAUCACAAUCAGCCUAUGAUCCUGAGGAGAGAAGGAAAGCUGUUGGUGCACCUGAAAGUCUGCCCCUUGGGGAUAUGAGCCCCAGGACUGCAGGAGCCAGAAAAUGGGGACCUGGCAAGACUGCAGAUAGAAAUCAUUUCUAUGACCUUAUCAAAACAAACCCCCGUAAUUAUACAGUGGUGGUAAAUAAUGGAGUUACCCGGUCAGAAAAUUUGUCUGGACUGAUGAGUUUUUCCAUGGAGCAGCCAGACAGCAUCCCUCAGAUGGUGGACACUCUGGCUGAAGAGGUCAACAGAAUCUCGGCUAAAGAGGAGGAAGCACUUGGACUCGAGGAGUGCUUCAAGAAAGUGUGCAAGGGCAAUGUGGAAUCCCUCCAGUCUCUGUUCCCGUACAAAAAAAACCACCCUGGGAUCCAAAGGGAACCGUCUCAGUUCAGCACAGGAUUCACCGUCAGGAGUUAUAGAAACCCCAAUCAAGCAGAAAUCAUGGCCAACUUUUCUGAGGGUAAUUCCCAGCGACCUCGCACAGUGCCUGCUGACUCUACAAAUAACCGCCCUAUAGUGCCGAGUCCGUAUUUCUUUCGGCAGUACAACAACCCCUACAAUAAGCUUAACACCAGCUCGUCUAGUGCCAAGUCGCGUAAAUCUGCACCUUCUCAGUUUAAUUUUGAUGGUCAGCUUUCCUCAGUGCCAGCGACGUCACGGAUGGCUGCACUUCCUGGAGCAGGUGCCUUGACACGAUCUUUGAAAUCACGAUCUGCAGCAUGGAGCGAAAGUGACUUCAAACUUCACGGCAAACUUCAUGGAACACCUAGAGAAGUCCUGCCUAGACCGGAUGAGAUCGGUGUUAUGGAGUCUGUUGUUAAAGAAGGAGGAAAGCAAGUGCAGAUCUCGAUGAAACUAAGCACUGGGCAGGACUCUGGAAACUCACCAGACCAAACCAAUCCGACCAACAAAAUGAUGGACACUGUGGAGAAACCCUCCUCCAGUAACAAGAAAGAUGGUUUUGAAAUUGAAGUGGCUGAUGAGCAUGGAAAGGCAGGGCAGGUGGAGAUUGACUCACCUGAAGAAGAACUUCAAGAACGAAAAUGCUGAGAAGAGGAAAAAACAAUUUGAGCAGAUGCUUGAUGAGCAUGCAGAAAUUGUUCAGGAAAUUGGAAGGGCAGGAAGCAGGGAGAGUUUAGAGGACCAGAGGGACCACUGAGCCCUCCCCCCCCCCUCCCCCCCCCCCCCCAGAAAACCCCUAUAGCAAUAAUCAACCAGGAAGACAGUCCGCCAUGUAAAAUAAUUGUAAUUUUUUAUGGAAUCACCCUCUCUCGCUCUUUUAAUGGAGAGGCCAUCUGAUAAGGCGGUAAAAGAUAUGAUGGUGAUUGAGAGGAAGGGAAAAAGACCAGCCAAUUGCAGUUAUUUGAAAACUUUAUUUAGACAUGUCAUUUAAUGAGAGGAAUGGAAACUGCCAUUAGAUAUCAUCUUAUUUACUCCAUAUUGUCUUCCAGACACUAGUCGCUAGGAGACAGGAAACUGUGAUAAAUUCAUUGCUAUAGUGACAAAUUAUCUCACCAUGGCAACAAAUUGCGUUGGCCUCGCAUUCUAACUCUGGAAUCUCAUUGGACAUUCAUUUGAAAAAAAAAAGUCCAUUGCACUCUAUUUACAUUUCAUCUGAUUGCAGUGAUUCUAAAACACCCUAUGUCUGAACAGUCAUGAAAGUGCAAUUUUCUGCAAGAAGUUGGUGUCCUUUACAGAUAUUGUAAUUAACCUGUAACAAGCAUUGUAUAAAAAAAUGUGUCAGCCAUCAUGAUUAAAGAUAUUUAUAGAAUUGAAGUUAUGCAACUUCCCUUGUCUCAUAAGUAAUUUAGGUAUAGGGUCUAUUUAUUUAUGAUGGACAUGUUUGUGUGAUGAUUACAUUCAUAGUUUUUUUUUAUCAACUUAAAAUCAUGUCUUUCAUUAAAGAGAAACACCCUUGUCAUUUUGUUACAUUGAAUGUUUGUAGUAAUGAAUUAAUUAGUAGUGUGAGAGUGUCAUUAAUCACAAUCAUAAGAUGUACAUAUAUGUAUAAAUUCAUAGUUUUACAUCAUUGCCAGAUAUAUUUACUGCAUAUAUAGGGGCCAUAUGUUGGUAAUGAAAAGCUAUCUAGUUUUGUUUUCUUGACAAAUAAGGGUAUGGAUAUUUGAAACAUGUAAAAUUUGAACAAGUUUUCAGACAUUUGUGCUUAUUUCACAUACUGAAAUGUACAGUAUUGUAUACAAAUGCAUUAAGCAGACAGAAGAGUGGAUAUUGUUAUAUGUAGUUCUGUAUACAAAUGCAUUAAGCAGACAGAAGAGUGGAUAUUGUUAUAUGUAGUUCUGUAGAGAUAAAGUGCUGUACAAUUCAUGAUGAUGCUUGUCCUGUACAAUCUCAUCCUACUUCAGCUGUAUUUCAGUUAUACAAUAAAUCAAAAACUUAUACUCUUUAAACAAGCUAUGCAGGAUAAAAAAUUUAUAGAAAGGACUCCAUUUCAAACCUUUUGUUAUUUAAAAUUUAUCUGGAAAUUAUGAAUUGACAUGUUGAGAACAUUUCUCUGAAUUUUUCAUUUACAUGACAUUUUUCAAAUGAUUGCAAAGUUGUGAAAAUUUUGCCAGGGGUUAAAAUAAUCUGGGUUUGCAUAGCUUUAAUUCUAAAAUUAGAUGUACAAAAGUAGACAUGUUGAUCCAACAUUGAAGGCCUGAUUAAUUGUGCCAGCCUCAAGACAGUAUAAAUUUACUGUAAGAGGAUUAAAAUUUUGGUGCUACGUCACCUGUUUAUAUAAUUUGUUGGAUUUUCUUCUGUGACCAUUAAUCAUUACAGAUUAAAUAAAGUUACUUAUAAUAGA